Protopterus annectens (West African lungfish) is the source of this 618-nucleotide messenger RNA. RefSeq names its product C-C motif chemokine 20-like. The transcript is spliced from 4 exons. NCBI's taxonomy places the organism in Eukaryota, Metazoa, Chordata, Ceratodontiformes, Protopteridae. Gene Ontology annotation, molecular function: chemokine activity. Gene Ontology annotation, cellular component: extracellular region. The record is from RefSeq and is a predicted model, not a curated record. Gene Ontology annotation, biological process: immune response. The coding region runs from base 57 to 362 and encodes 101 amino acids.
UUGUAUGCUUUGAAGCACUUAAGCAUAAAAAACAAGAACAAUCUAUUCUCACUCACAUGUUCAAGAUGAACAACAGAAAUUUAACAGCUGUGGUAUUGAUGGCCUUUCUGUUUCUGAUAACACUGGAAACAUCAAAAGCAAUGUUCGACAUGGAUUGCUGCUAUGCCUACUCUAAAGGUUUGCCACCACUUAAACAGAUUACAGGCUACACAGAACAGAAGUCAAAUGAAGUGUGCAACCUGCAUGCAAUUGUGCUACAUUUAAAUCACAUGGAUGUGUGUGUGGACCCAGAUGACAAAAGAGUGAAACAAAUUCUCCUGUGGCUUAGUAAGAAGCUGAGGAAAAUGUCUGAGAUGUCAUAGAGAAGAUUCAUCUUGUAAAGACAGCAUUCCAAGUCAAACUGCAGUGCUAUGCGCAUGAUUGAAUUUUUGACUGGUGCACACUUCUGUGUACAAAUCCUUAAUUUAUCUUCAUUAGUGAAGAAUGGAUACUGAUCAUAUUGUAUCAUCAGUUAAAGGCCAUUGUCAAUUUGUUUUAGCCAAUGAGCAAAAAGCUUAUGUGCUUAUUGUUCAUUCUGUGAAUAACUUAUUUGUAUGUAGACAUGCAACUGUAUUUAUA